This is a messenger RNA of Euleptes europaea (tarantolino), 2653 nucleotides long. It is a transcript of the gene SWT1, whose product is annotated as SWT1 RNA endoribonuclease homolog. NCBI's taxonomy places the organism in Eukaryota, Metazoa, Chordata, Lepidosauria, Squamata, Sphaerodactylidae. The coding region runs from base 19 to 2637 and encodes 872 amino acids. The transcript is spliced from 18 exons. The record is from RefSeq and is a predicted model, not a curated record. Gene Ontology annotation, cellular component: nucleus.
AGAUUCUGAAAUUUUAACAUGUCCCAAAGACACAACAGGAAAUCCAACAAAAAGUGUGACACUUCAGAUGGCAAGCAUUCCAAGAGUUCCAGUGACAGGAGGUCAAGCCAUUCCAGCUCAUCUUCCUCAGAGAGUGCUACAAAAAAAUAUGAAGGGGCAGAAGUCCGUAAAUGUAAUACCAAGGUACUGCCGUGGAGUCAAAGGUUUGUUGAUGGUGCUGGAUAUACCAAAACAAAAAGGAGUCUUGAUGUCAAAGAUACUACUAAAGAUUUUGAAAAAGAGACUUCAGAAGGUACCAGCAGCAGUAGUUUUAAUUCCUUUCCUGCUGAGCAUGAAAAGAUCAUUUUACAUUUUAAAAAUAAGGCCAAACGUAAGGGAGAUGGAAGAAGCCAUAAGGAUAUUACAGCAGCCUUUCCUAGCAAUGAAGGCCGUGAAUCAAAUGCCAGCAGUGAAUCUGAUGCUCAAAGAAGGAAAAGGGAGUUGAAGGUCCUAAACAGCUGGGAGAAGAACAAAAAGAAGGUCAGAGUGGAACGUACCAAACUAAAAGAAAUCAUAGUGAAGCGUGUCCUGGAGCAGUCUGGGGAAACCGUGCUUCCUACCCUGUGCUCUUCCCACCAUAAGAAAAAGCCUUCCAAUGUGGGUAUGCUCAGCAGACCACAGAAACCUUCCAAAAACCCAAAUUCAGCCUUUGAUGAUGUCUCAGGUCAGAAGAUGUUCAUACAAGAAUGCAAAGAAACGCUUCUGAAAACAACGAAGCACACUUCGCCAGAGCUACCCAGAAAAAGCAACAAGGAGGUGAGACAUGUUCCCUUGACUGAACAGUCCAGAGGUUGGAAGUAUCAUAAGCAGAAGAAACAGCAACGUCUUGAUGCGGUCGAUGAUAUUUGUAAUGCAAGGACUCGCAGAAAGAAAUGGGAGGAAGCAGUUUUGCAUGUGAAUCAGAGCACCAGAGAUUUACAUCACUCUCGCCUUGCUGAACCUACUGAAACUACCAGUACAGACCAAGAGAUGCAGAUAGUAGAAGACUUGCAUGCUGCGCGUGUUGACAGAAAGAUAGUUUUGCCUGUGGUGGAGACUUGUGGAGAGUUGACCAGCAUGGAGAUUGAUCUUCCAGAUGAGGAAGCAAACAAGUCUUCUAGGAGCCUUUCUGACAUGAAUACUUUGAUUGUGAUUGAUACUAACAUACUGAUCAGCCACCUAGAGCUCAUCAAGUCUUUGAAGAAUACAGAUAUCCCAGGUAUUGGCAAAUUUGGGCUUGUCAUCCCCUGGGUGGUCUUACAAGAACUGGACCAUUUAAAGAAAGGAAGAAUAUUGGCAAAUGUUGCCCAAAAAGCAAUCCCUGCUGUACACUUCAUCCACACGUGCCUGAAAAACCAGGAUUCGAAGUUGUGGGGACAAUCUAUGCAACUUGCUUCUCAGCAAACACAUGGUAUCAGUGCUGAGAACAACGAUGAUCGUGUAUUGCAAUGCUGCCUGCAGUACCAGAAACUUUUCCCUAAAGCUGAAGUUGUAUUACUGACGGAUGAUAAAAACUUGUGCAAUAAAGCCCUGGUGAGUGAAGUAAAGGCACUUUGCAAAGCAGAGAUGGUUGCUGCACUCCAGAAACUGGCUGUAAAUAGUGCAGCUUGCAGAACUCAGCUACUGUCAGAAAAAGAGGCAGAGCCCAAGGACCUUAGGGAGAAGUCUGCUGAGCCUCUUUCAGGCAUUAUUCGUGACCUUGAAAAAAGCUUGGGAGAAGUUUUGUCAUCUAUAUUGCAAACAGAAAUGAAGAUUGCUUAUGGAGACCUGUGGACAGAGGUAGUGUAUCGAACGCCUCCAUGGACGUUAGCAGCCCUACUCGAGUGCUACAAAAAGCACUGGAUAGCUGUUUUUGGACAGAUCAUACCAAGGAGCUUUCUUUCAACCAUUGAAUAUCUGUCAACGCAGCUCUGUAAAGCUGAAAAGGCUAGCCACGCAACAACCAAGCAGGUGCUUCGGGAAACCAAAAUGCUGUUGGAGAUGUUCAGCUCAAGAUCAAACUAUGAUGGUGUCCUUCCGCAGGCCUUUGCUUCAGUGAAUAAACUGUGUGAGACUCUUGAGAAGAUUCAGUCAGGUACUGGACAGAAUUCUUCAGACGCUGCCUGUGAAAAAAUGGAAGAUGUGACUUUAACUCAACACACCGAGGCAGGAGCCAAGUCACUGCCAACAGAGCCAACGGCUCAAGGAAAUAGGCACCAAGAAAUCUGGUCUGUCCUUGAAAGUGUCUGGAAUACAAUCAACCUAUACAGGCUUGAAGUUUUCCAGAAGCUGGAUCUCAGUGCAAUAGACACCGCUCAGUACAGGUCAUUGUUCAAAGAAGCUUUCUUAGGUCUGCAGAAAUUAAUGGCAGCUGUGAGUGAAAUUCUUGCAGGAAUCCAGCAAGUUUUAAUGCCAAACAGUAGCUUUCAGGAUAUCUGGACACUCUAUAACUUCUUAACUGAAAACAAGGUCAACAGUAGCAUAACAUUUACUGCUGAAGAGUUCUAUGACUGUGUUUCCCAGGGGAUGUACAGGGAACGGUUGUCAAUUGGUUGUAGCCAACUAGUUCAACUGGAACACGCUAUUAAACAGUGCCACGAAGCUGUUGGUUUGGAAGCCAAAAACAGAGGAUGGCUCUGAUCCUGCAGUCAUCUGA